AUGCUGCUCAUACAGACUCAGAUCAAGGUCUUGCUGAUUCUGAUGUUGAUGACAAUGCUUAUGAAAAUCAAAAAGGCCCUAUUGGCGGGGGUGGGGGAUCAGAUUCGGAUACUAUCCACUUGGAUUUGGGUGCAGAUGAAGAUCAAUGUACAUAUGAGCAAAUUUUCAAAACAUACAAUGAAGAUAUGGAAGAACAAGCUUCCGGGAUCAUUUACCCAGUUUCACUUCUUUCUUGCUCUUCAAAGCAAAAAUGGAUUGCCACUACUAGAUAUGUCCGUGAACAUCAUGGCCAGCAAUUUGGCCAUGCAAUUGAGGUUGGCCAGUUUUGCAUUCCCUUUGCCAGACUGUUUUUGGAAGAUGUUAGUUGUUUGUGCCUCUCAGAACAACCCUGACUUGAUGUAUGGCGUGGACCCUGAUAUUCCUGGCAAACUGAUUGAUGAUUCAUUACAACUACAACAAGUUGUUACAGACUUAGUGGUUAACACCAUCAAGUCUUCUCUGUCCAAAGUUACUCACAAGGGCCUUGUCACCCAAAGUACGGAGCUCCUAGCAUUGUAUGAUCAAAGUGUCACAUUGGAGCUCUGUGUAACGGGCGCUGCUAUUGGUGUUGCAAAGGACAAACUCAACCCAAUUAUUGAUACAUUCUGUCAGGAAUACGGUGGAAUGGGUCUUGGUCUAUCUCUCUCAAAAUGA
This is a messenger RNA of Serpula lacrymans var. lacrymans S7.9, 693 nucleotides long. RefSeq lists its product as uncharacterized. The transcript is spliced from 5 exons. Lineage: Eukaryota; Fungi; Basidiomycota; Agaricomycetes; Boletales; Serpulaceae. The coding region runs from base 1 to 693 and encodes 230 amino acids. Gene Ontology annotation, biological process: cellular hyperosmotic response. The record is from RefSeq and is a predicted model, not a curated record. Gene Ontology annotation, molecular function: protein histidine kinase activity.